AUGUCUUUGAUAAAGCUAAUCUUCAGUGCAUCAUUAAGAUCAAGAUUUCAAAUUAUUAGUGUAAGAUAUUACAGUUCAAAAUCUAAAGAAAUUCUUGAUUCUGCCGAAGAAGUACCUGUCUUUUCAAAAGAAAAUGUAUUUUCUGAGGCAUCAGAGAUAAUAAGAAAUAAGUCGCGACUUACUCCUGCACAUAGGAAUAUAUUGCGGGGACAAAAUCCUUAUGAUGAAUCUAUGGCAUGGUACCAUAAUACAGUCAAGUAUAAGAAACGAAUAUUAGGAAGGUAUGGAAUGGAAGCAUUAAAAGUACCUGCAGGUUUGGCAUGGCCUACUCCUGAAGAAGUAGAAGACAGAAAGGAAUAUGAAAGAAUUGCAUAUCCACUGAGUAUUCAAGAACAAUUACAAAAAAUUAAAGAAGAAAAGAAAAAGAAGGAAGAGGCUUUAAUGGCUAGGCAAAUGGAAAUAGCUAAGAAAAUGGCUGGUAUGAAACAAUUAAUAAAUCAGGUACAAGCUAAAAUUGCUGACAAGGAGAUGAAAGAAUUGGAAGCUAAAGAGCGGAAAAAACGUAAGAUUGAGGAGGUCAGACAACAAUUAAUAGCUCAAGGAAUGAUGAACAACGCUAACCUAACAGAUGCACUAAGUCAAAUGGAGAAAGAGGAGAAGAAAAGAAAGAAAGAAAUGAAAAAACAAAAAAUGCUUGAAAGACAAAAGAAAAUGGUAGAAAUAGUUCGGAAAAAGUUACAAGAUGAUAAUAUUGAUUCUGAAGCAUGGAAUGAGAAUGUAGUAGAUUCUAAAAAAGAGUAA
Messenger RNA from Eufriesea mexicana, 801 nucleotides. It is a transcript of the gene CRIF, whose product is annotated as growth arrest and DNA damage-inducible proteins-interacting protein CRIF. The transcript is spliced from 2 exons. Bases 1 to 801 code for a protein of 266 amino acids. Gene Ontology annotation, cellular component: mitochondrion; nucleus. Lineage: Eukaryota; Metazoa; Arthropoda; Insecta; Hymenoptera; Apidae. The record is from RefSeq and is a predicted model, not a curated record.